This is a messenger RNA of Impatiens glandulifera, 3486 nucleotides long. Its product is annotated as importin-9-like. Gene Ontology annotation, molecular function: small GTPase binding. Gene Ontology annotation, cellular component: nuclear envelope; cytosol. The transcript has 33 exons. Gene Ontology annotation, biological process: protein import into nucleus. The record is from RefSeq and is a predicted model, not a curated record. Lineage: Eukaryota; Viridiplantae; Streptophyta; Magnoliopsida; Ericales; Balsaminaceae. Bases 94 to 3168 code for a protein of 1024 amino acids.
UUGCCGCAGUGAAUCUGUGCUCUGAAGAGCGGGAAAAAAGUAGGCGGAGCAAGAUCACUUUUCUUCAUCAUCAUCAUCAUCGCACGUUAAUCCAUGGCGAACGCCGCCGCCGUUGAUCAAGACCAGCACUGGCUAAUCAACUGUCUAAAUGCCACUCUCGACACGAAUCAACAGGUCCGAUCCUUCGCUGAAACUUCCCUCAAUCAGGCUUCACUUCAACCAGGGUUUGGAAGUGGGCUAGCAAAGGUUGCUGCAAAUAGAGACCUACCCUUUGGAUUGCGCCAGCUAGCUGCUGUUCUUCUAAAACAAUUCAUCAAGAAACACUGGCAGGAGGAUGAAGACACAUUUGAACACCCUGUUGUGUCAAGUGAAGAAAAGGCGGCCAUACGUCCCCUUUUGUUAUCAGCACUGGAUGAUCCUAACAAGAAAAUCUGUACUGCAAUAAGUAUGGCAGUUGCAUCAAUUGGGCAUUAUGACUGGCCAGAUGAUUGGCCUGACCUAUUACCACUCCUCCUACAGUUGAUUGGUGAUCAGUACAAUAUGAAUGGAGUGCAUGGUGCAUUGAGAUGUUUGGCUCUCCUAUCUGGAGACUUGGAUGACACUAUGAUGCCGACUCUAAUUCGUAUUCUAUUUCCAUGCUUGUAUACAAUUGUGUCAUCUCCUCAGAUUUAUGACAAACAUUUGCGCACAAAGGCUUUGUCAAUUGUGUAUUCUUGCACAUGUAUGCUAGGUGUUAUGAGUGGUGUAUUCAAGACAGAAACUACAGAGCUGAUGUCACCUAUGAUUCCAUCAUGGAUGAACCAGUUUUCGGUUAUUUUAGCCAAUCCGGUUCAAUCUGAAGAUCCUGAUGACUGGAGCAUGAGAAUAGAGGUAUUGAAGUGUUUGAAUCAAUUCGUCAAAAACUUCCGUAGCCUUACGGAAGCUCCAUUUUCUGCUGUGGUGGGGCCUCUGUGGCAGACAUUUGUUACUUCAAUUGGAGUAUAUGAAAGUUCGUCAAUUGAAGGUACAAAUGAUUCCUAUGAUGGGAGAUAUGAUUCUGAUGGAGCAGACAAAAGUCUAGAGUCUUUUGUCAUGCAGCUUUUUGAGUUUCUACUGACACUUGUGGGCAGCAGGAAAUUCGUUAAGGUUUUCACAGAGAAUAUGGAAGAUUUAAUCUAUCAUGUUAUUGCUUUUCUUCAGAUGACAGAACACCAGAUACAAACUUGGUCAUUGGAUGCUAACCAGUAUAUUGCGGAUGAGGAUGAAAACAGCUACAGUUGUCGCAUUUCUGGUUCCCUUUUAUUAGAAGAGCUUGUUCAUUCUUGUGGUAUUAAGGCAAUUGAUGCCAUAUUUGCUGCUGCAAAAAGACGAUUUUAUGAGUCUCAAAGAGCAAAAGCUUCUGGUUCUAUCAUCUGGUGGAGGAUACGGGAGGCUACUAUUUAUGCUCUCGCUUCUCUAUCAGAGCAGUUGCUUGAAGCUGAGGUCUCGGGCCUUGGAAACCUAUUGGAGCAAAUAAUUGUUGAAGAUACGGGAACAGGAGUGAAUGAGUUUCCUUUUCUUUUUGCACGUGUUUUCUCUGCUGUUGCAAAGUUCUCUUCAGUGAUCAGCAGUGAAGUUGUUAACCAUUUUCUUGAAGCUUCUAUGAAGGCUAUUGGGAUGGAUGUGCCCCCACCUGUGAAAGUUGGUGCUUGCCGUGCUCUUUGCGAACUACUGCCUGGUGCAAACAAAGGAGUUCUUGAACCUCAUUUAAUUGGUUUAUUUUCAUCACUUACGGAUCUUCUCAACCAAGCAUCUGAUGAGACCAUGCAUCUGGUACUUGAAACAUUACAGGCUGCUGCAAAAGCCGGGAACGGAACAUUAGCAACUAUAGAACCUAUUCUGUCGCCUAUUCUCCUUAACACAUGGGCACAGUAUGUUUCAGAUCCUUUUGUAAGUAUCGGAACCCUUGAAGUUUUAGAGGCAAUAAAAGAAGCUCCUGGCUGUGCUUGCUCACUGGUUUCACGAGUCUUACCUUUUGUUGGACCGCUUCUGAGUAAACCUCAUCAACAGCCUGAAGGUUCAGUUGCAGCUGCCUUGGAUCUUGUUACAAUGUUAUUGAAGAAUUCUCCGGUUGAUGUAGUGAAACCUAUAUAUGAUGUUUGUUUCGACUCCAUUGUUGGAAUAAUCCUUCAAGCUGAUGAUCAUAGUCAAUUGCAGAAUGCAACACAAUGCUUAGCUGCUCUAAUAUCUGGGAGUCAGGAAAAAAUUCUUGGUUGGGGUGUUGAUCCUGGAUUUACAAUGAGAAGUUUGCUUGAUGUAGCUUCAAGGCUUCUUGAUCCUAGUAUGGAAAGUUCUGGAUCACUUUUUGCUGGAAGCUUUAUUCUCCAACUUAUUUUGCAUCUACCAACACAAAUGGCACAGCAUAUCAGAGACUUGGUUGCGGCUCUUGUCAGGCGUCUGCAAUCUUGUAUUAUUGCUGGAUUAAGAAGCUCAUUAAUUCUCAUUUUUGCAAGAUUGGUCCACAUGAGUUCCCCAAAUGUAGAACAAUUUAUUGACUUGCUAAUCUCAGUUCCCGCUGAAGGUCAUGACAAUGCUUUUGCAUAUGUGAUGUCAGAGUGGACAAAGCAACAAGGGGAAGUGCAGGGAUUCUACCAAAUUAAAGUUACCACAUCUGCUUUGGCAUUACUACUCUCCUCAAAACAUGUUCAGUUAGGGAAAGUCAGUGUUCAAGGGUAUCUGAUUAAGACUUCCGAUGGAAUCAUCACUCGUUCAAAGGCUAAAUCAGCUCCAGAUCAAUGGACCUGGAUACCACUUCCUGCAAAGAUAAUGGCUUUAUUGGCUGAUGCAUUAAUGGAAAUUCAAGAACCAGUCCUAGGUGGUGAUGAUGAGGAUAGCGAAUGGGAAGAUGGUGAAGCAGAGGAUGUAGAACUUAAGCAUGAUUUUGUAUCUACAACACUUGGCAUCUCGCCUAGUAUGAACUCUAAUGACUAUCUUGAUGCUCUUGCCAAAGUUGUUAAAGAGGAUGAAGAUGAUGAUGAUGAAGACGACCUACUAAGUUCUUCCGAUCCUCUAAACAAGAUUAAUUUGACAAAUUAUCUUGCGGAUUUCUUCCUGAAAUUCUCCCAAAGUGAGAGACAGCUUUUUGAUCAUCUUUGCCAGAGUUUGACCAAGCCUCAGCUAAAUGCAAUUGAAAUGGUGCUAAAGAGAUGAUACUUCAAUUUUACCAUCAUGGCUUGAAUGAAGAAGGUGCUCAAUUUUGAUUGUUUUACAAUUCUUUUAGAAUUUGAUUGAAGGAUGUGGGAAUGUUUGAUUGAGUUUUGUAAUGGCCAUAGAGGUCCUUUUUGUACUUUAGAGUUUGUGUUUGUAUUUUUUUUAUUUUAAAUAUAUUUUUAUGUAAACUGGUAAAUUACUGGUUCAAGAUGGAUUCGGUUUGAGAUUCAUGUAUCAAUAUGAGUAUUAUUACAUGUUUAUUGUAAAGGAGUUCUAUCUUUUACUAAUAAAACUAUCAUGAGCUUUUGUUUGUUCAUC